This is a messenger RNA of Aspergillus chevalieri, 405 nucleotides long. RefSeq names its product BolA family protein. Gene Ontology annotation, cellular component: nucleus; cytosol. Gene Ontology annotation, molecular function: 2 iron, 2 sulfur cluster binding. The record is from RefSeq and is a predicted model, not a curated record. The coding region runs from base 1 to 405 and encodes 134 amino acids. NCBI's taxonomy places the organism in Eukaryota, Fungi, Ascomycota, Eurotiomycetes, Eurotiales, Aspergillaceae. The transcript is spliced from 2 exons. Gene Ontology annotation, biological process: intracellular iron ion homeostasis.
AUGUUCUCCCGCAGCACCACCAUCUUCCGCAGAAGUUGCCGCUAUCUUCUCCGCGCCCCCAUCCACAACCCCCAGGUUAAGAAAUCGCCCUUUUCGCUUUCUGCGCGCUCUUUUGCGGCCGUCGACGCAGCCAUGGCAGAUUCGAGUACCGGUGUUACGGCGGAGUUGGUACGCAACAAGUUGAUUGAGAAGCUGCAGGCUCAGCAUGUUGAGAUUGAAGAUUUGUCUGGCGGAUGCGGUCAAGCGUUCAUGGCGAUUAUCGUUUCCCCCCAGUUCGAAAGCAAGAACAUGCUCGCUCGGCAUCGGUUGGUGAACGCCGCGCUUAAGGAAGAGAUUGCGGCUAUUCAUGCCUGGACACCAAAGUGCUACACACCGGAGCAGUGGCAGUCGAUGAUGCAGCAGUGA